Bubalus bubalis (water buffalo) is the source of this 352-nucleotide messenger RNA. Its product is annotated as cytochrome c oxidase subunit 7C, mitochondrial. The record is from RefSeq and is a predicted model, not a curated record. The transcript has a single exon. The coding region runs from base 50 to 241 and encodes 63 amino acids. Gene Ontology annotation, biological process: mitochondrial electron transport, cytochrome c to oxygen. NCBI's taxonomy places the organism in Eukaryota, Metazoa, Chordata, Mammalia, Artiodactyla, Bovidae.
UUCUUCCGCCUCCGGUCUCUGGAUCUUUUGUAGAGUGUCCAACAGCGCUAUGUUGGGACAGAGCAUCCGGAGGUUCACAAGCUCAGUGGUUCGUCGGAGCCACUAUGAGGAGGGUCCAGGGAAGAAUAUACCAUUUUCAGUGGAAAACAAGUGGAGAUUACUAGCUCUGAUGACUUUGUUCUUUGGGUCUGGAUUUGCUGCACCUUUCUUUAUAGUAAGACACCAACUGCUUAAAAAGUAAUCCAUGAGACAGAUAGGAAGAGGAGCAUAUUAAGAGGUGCAGUCUCUUAAAAGGAUCAAUCCCUUGAAUUCAGCAUCCUAGAUAUGUCUGUAAAUAAACUUAUAGCAUAAA